ACCUGGUUACCUCGUGGCUGUGCACGAUCCGGAUAUCAGAGCGUGGAAGCCUUUUUCAGCGCUUGGGAUGCGUGAGCGGCUGCAACUGUUGCGAGACAUUCUCACAGGCGGUGUGAUACUGACUCCUAAGCGAAGUGGAGCUGCUGAACGUGCCGGGAAACAUUCAACGGAAACAUAUGUGGAACUGGUGAAGAUUGAAAGAGUAAUGUUGAGGAUGUUUCACUACUUCGUCUUCGUUUCUGACCCUCACAGGAAGUCGUCAGAGUGGACGAAACCAUUCUUCAACAACCUUUCUGAUUUGUUUGAUAAGUACUCUAAUGAAGGAUUGACGUCCGAGAGGUGGAUCGACCAGCGUCGCCAUUUCAAAGACAUGAGUUGGGUGCGAACGUUCCCGGCUACACUUGGAGGAGAGGAGGAAAAAGGAGAAGAGGGCUUCAAGAAAACAGCGUCACUUGCUGCGAAGUGCCCAGAAGAGUUCGUGCAGUUUGUCAACAAGCUGCUGUGCAGAUCAGAAACCAGGGGUUCGGAAAGCAUAAGAAUGUCCGGCUCGACGCAAUAUAUACAUUUCAAAAGACAGAACGUGAACUUUGUUUUCGUCCCAUUCCAACGGGAACCAAGCGAUAUUUCAGACGAGAUGGAUUCCAAGGAAAUAUACAGAGUCGUCAAACAUCUGAGUUGCCACACGGCCGUGCUGGAUUUGUGUCACCCAACCCAGAUAGGGGUGUGGACUGAAGAAGUCUUUGAUGGUCUGCGGAAAUUCAUGGGAAAACUGGCUUGUGAUUAUUGGACAUUAUUGUGCGUCGUUCCGAGGUCUUGCGAGUAUACAUUUUUCAAGCGAGUUACAAGUUGGGAGGUUGACAUUCACUUGUUUAUUCUAAAGUGGACUCGUCAGCAACAAACGAAGGCGAAGCAUUUAUAUAAGGUUGCGAAGUUGCCUUUGGAGGACACAGACAGAAUGGUUGUCAUCAUGUACUCCAACGAUGGGGAUUAUCACCGCAACACUAUUCCCUUGCUUGAAGACAUUCCAACAAGCACUCCGGUUGCGGAUCGAUCAUCUGGCGAGCAGGCUGGUGACUUAUCAGCACUUGUGCGCAGAGAGAGAAGGCCAAAGAUGUUGGUUGAUGUCGUGGAGAAGAAUUUCACGCCCACGAAGUUGAAAAUGGCAGGUAUGGAGCCAAAAGAGAAACCGGUGUAUGAAGGUAUGGAAAGGGAGCCAAAUGCGAUGGUGGAGACAUUGGAGCAUUUUUGUCUUGCGGAUGAGGCGGUUGUUUUCCUGGGAAAAGGCCAUGCGGCGUUGAUUUGGGAGUUGUUAAAGAGUCACCGUCAUUGCAUUGUUCUGGAAGGGGAGGGUAUGAAGUUCGAGUUUCUCGUUCAAUUCGUCACCAAGAUGGUCAAGAGUGGACUUUACUUCGCCAACUUUGUUAAGCCGCCUCCUCGACAUGAUGAAAAGCGUGAUCUCGUCUACAAAGUCGGCCAAAACAUCGUCAACAUUUGGGAGUUCCUUUUCGAGACUAAGCCACAAAACAGAGGGGAACGUGCAUAUGUCGUCAGAAGACGAAAAAUAGACUCACUUCUGAGGGGGUAUCAUAAGGCACCGACGGAGACGGAAGUUGCAUUUCUAGAUCGUUUGGAGAUGAUGUACUUCGACGAACAAAUCGGGGCGUUUACAAUCGCAGCUUAUGCAACUUGUUUUGGGGAAGGCUUCGAUGCUGAGGACUCAGAGGAAGAAAGUGAAGAUGGUACUUUGCAAGCGGCUUUGGCAGAUGAGAGACAAAAAGUUUGUAGCUCGGCUUCGCAGAAGAUGGGUGCGCCGGGCACAUCGUUUGUCACACACGCUAAAAAUGAGAUUGACAAGCGACUACUGCGACUUAAUCCGAAGGUUUCUCAAUCAAGAUUGGAUGCAAGGACAGACGAAAUCUUUCAAGAGUUCAAAACAUCUCGAUGGCUUGAGUAUCUGGAAGAGUUUUAUCAUCGAGAAACAAGUCCAGCUUUUGGAUAUAAUUGGCGUAUCGAAGAGGAACUUGAAGACAAAGUUGGGGAAAGGAAAGGAGCAAGCGGCGAUGAGAGUGGCAAGGGAUCAGGAUCAGGCGGCGGUGCGCUUGGCAAGGGAACAAGAUCAAGUGGUAGAACAAUAUCAAGUGGUGGUGAACAUGGCAAGGGAUCGGAACCACGGGGCAGUGUCAGUGGCAAGGGCCUGGGACCGAGCGUCGGUGCAAGUGGAAAGCCAAUAAGUCACGGUGAACUGCAAAAACACGAAAUGUGUCAAGGGCGUCAAGCAACAGAGGGAAAGGUAUCAGGACCAAGCGGCGGUGCACAUGACAAGGGAUCAGGUUCGCCUCUGGGAUUAGGACCAAGCAGCGGUGCACAUUGCAGGGGAUCGGGUUCGCCUUUGGGAUUAGGACCAAGCGGCGGUGCAUAUGGCAGGGGAUCGAGAGGCGAUGCAAGUGGCCAAGAUUUGGAAGGAAGCGGCGGUGCAAGCGUCAAGGGCGUAAGUCAUGGAGAACUGCCGAAAUGUGUCGAGGACGUCCUUCCGGAUGACAAAGUUUGGGCGACCACUGUGUUGGCGAGCGAGAGUGUUACUGCGCAAGUGGAUAAUACUGGUGCACUUGCAGAAUUAGAGAUGUCAUUGGAUAUGCCAGCUGAGAAAGAUGAGCAUGAAGUCUCUCUGGACAUGAAGAACGAAAGCGCUACUGCAGGUGCAAACGAAACUGACAAUGUACAGGCCAUCGAAGAGGAUGAAGGGCAUAUAUUCAUGACCCUUCGUUCCAGAUUCCUUUAGCAACAAAACGUCUCACCGUAG
Messenger RNA from Chara braunii, 2800 nucleotides. The record is from the annotation of a GenBank genome assembly. NCBI's taxonomy places the organism in Eukaryota, Viridiplantae, Streptophyta, Charophyceae, Charales, Characeae.